GUGGUUUUGGAGGGGUUGGGAAGAGGCUGGACCUGGCUGGCUUCGCCCUGCUGCUCUCCUUCCUCCUGAGGCGCCUGGUGACGCUGAUCUCGGCGCAGGCUGCCCUGGGCGCCUCCAGCCAGGCGUUCCGCAAGCAGGCCGAGGGCGCCAGCCAGGCCGCGCGGCAGUACCUGGAGGACAACGACGCCCUCAGGAAGGUACAGAGGGCCCAAAAACACCCGAAAACACCUGAAAAUAAUUCCAAAAGCACCUGAAAACACCCGAAAAUA
Molecule: messenger RNA, 269 nt
Organism: Passer montanus (Eurasian tree sparrow)
Lineage: Eukaryota; Metazoa; Chordata; Aves; Passeriformes; Passeridae
Product: B-cell receptor-associated protein 31-like
Exons: 2
Source: RefSeq, a predicted model, not a curated record